GAAUUCUCAACAAACACGACAUAAGAGUUUACUUUCAUACAACGAAUACUCUAUGUUCCAACCUAAUGAAAGUUAAAGAUGUAGUACCUAAAGAAAAUCAACAGAACUGCGUUUAUGAAAUAAAAUGCGGAGAUUGUACUGCAGUAUAUGUAAGGGAAACAGUCAGGCAGGUAAAUGUGAGUGUCAGUGAGCAUAAACUAUGCUUAAAGCAGAUCCCGAAAACCUCAACAGAGGUUAAGAAACUAGAAAAUAAAUCCACAAUCAUGGAUGGAGAUGGGACACAAAAUUAACUGUGACGGAACUAAGGUUCUACAAAAAGUUUUUAGGUCAUACCAAGAAAGAUUGACGGCCGAAGCCCUACAUAUAUGGGUGAAUCCAGACAGUUUGAACAGACGAGAUAGAGUACAGUUAGCUGCCUCUUGGCAAUUAGCAAUUAGUAAGCAAAAAAAGAGUGACUCAAAGCAUUUAGCGUCAACACCAGUGUCAACUUCAUUAUUUCUGUAUCAACAACAACACAAUCUGGAUUUCUUUGAUUCACUAUUACUAUCAUCAUCUCCAUCACCACCAUCAUUAUCAUUACUCAUUUCCACUCUUUUUCCGGUAAAUCAACGAAAAAUUCGUUAAUACUAUUCAUCGCCAUAUCCCAACUGAAACUGCAUGCUUAUCCACCUUCUUCAUUCCAUUGUACUUAUAAAAUUACCGAAUGACUAUA
Molecule: messenger RNA, 712 nt
Organism: Heterobilharzia americana
Lineage: Eukaryota; Metazoa; Platyhelminthes; Trematoda; Strigeidida; Schistosomatidae
Source: the annotation of a GenBank genome assembly